CGGGGCUAGUAAACGUGGCUGGACCACAUGGCUAACGGGUGCUGUUGAUUCUCGUGUAAUUGGAAUUAUUCCUAUUGUUAUGGAUGAAUUAAAUUUUUUAGCCAAUAUUAAACAUCAUUAUCAAGCCUAUGGUGGUUGGUCUUUUGCUAUUGAAGCCUAUCGUAGCCAAAAUAUCACUGUAGACUUUGCUGAUCCAGAGACUCAGGUUAUAUUCGAUAUUGAAGAUUCCUUUAUUUACCGUGAUCGUAUGUGUGGUAUUCCUAAAUUAAUGCUUAACACAAGUGGAGAUGAGUUUUUCUUACCCGAUGAUUCCUUAUGGUGGUAUGAACAAAUGCCAGGUGAGAUGCAUCAAAGAAUGUUUCCCAAUUGUGAACAUUCACUAGAAGCUUGUAUAUUAGAUGUUGCCGGUACAAUAGAAGCUUUUGCUGUUGGAGUCUUUAGUAACGAUGUUAGACCUAACUAUGUAUGGACUAUUGAAUCUACUACUGGUACCAUACAAGCUAAACAAGUCCAAGUAGCGGGUGCACCACAAACUAGCGAAGUCAAUUUAUGGACGGCUACUACAUUAACAGGUACUAGGCGUGAUUUUAGAUUGGUUGCAUUAAAUGCUACCGGUCAACCAGUGUUACAACCUGUGUUUUGGCACUCGACUACUAUCCAACCUAAUGCUGAUGGUAGCUGGACUGCUGAAUGUCUCCAACCAAUAAUUGGCUGGCGAGCUUGCUAUUUAGCAUUUGCUUCACUAGCUCGUUCAACAUUUACAUAUACUUUUACUACGGAUGUUAGUAUUGUACCGCAGACUCUUCCCUUCCCUAUGUGCACAGGACAAGCUUGUUAUGGAAAAUUAGUGUAA
Messenger RNA from Didymodactylos carnosus, 853 nucleotides. NCBI's taxonomy places the organism in Eukaryota, Metazoa, Rotifera, Eurotatoria, Philodinida, Philodinidae. The record is from the annotation of a GenBank genome assembly.